This is a messenger RNA of Dipodomys spectabilis (banner-tailed kangaroo rat), 687 nucleotides long. It is a transcript of the gene Cd8b, whose product is annotated as CD8b molecule. Bases 38 to 658 code for a protein of 206 amino acids. The record is from RefSeq and is a predicted model, not a curated record. The transcript has 6 exons. Gene Ontology annotation, molecular function: MHC class I protein binding; coreceptor activity. Gene Ontology annotation, biological process: regulation of immune response. Lineage: Eukaryota; Metazoa; Chordata; Mammalia; Rodentia; Heteromyidae. Gene Ontology annotation, cellular component: cell surface.
CCGCCCUCUACCCCGACCGUCCUGGAGGGGCCCCAAGAUGCAGCCCUGGCUUUGGCUCGUCCUGGCAGCUCUGAGAGGCAUCCUUGCCUUCCAGCAAGCCCCUGCACUGGUGCAAGUUCUGAGCCACCAAAUAGGGUCUCUGCCCUGCCAGAUGAAAUCCUUCCCGAGCAAUGCACGUCUCUACUGGCUGAAAUUACACCAGGCCCCCAGCAAUGGCAGCUACUAUGAUGUCCUGGCCUACUGGGAUUCUGGAAAAAAAACGACGAUAUACAACGCAGGGGUGACAAAAGAGAAGCUAACUUUGUUACAGGACAUGACCAAGCCCACUCUCAAUAUCACGAAUGUGACACCUGCAGACAGUGGCAUCUACUCGUGCAUGACCGUCGGGUCCCCUAAGCUGACCUUCGGGAAGAGCAUUCUACUGAAUGUUGUUGAUGUUCUUCCCACCACCGUCCAACCCACCAGGAAGACUACCAAGAAGAAAAUGUGCCGGUUCCCCAACCCAGUGACCCAGAAGGGCCCAACAUGUAGCCUCAUCACCCUCAGCCUGCUGGUGGCCGGUAUCCUGGUUCUGCUGGUGUCCCUGGGUGUGAGCAUGCGCCUUUACUGCCUGCGAAGGAGAGCCCGGCUUCACUUCAUGAAACAGUUUCACAAAUAACCAGAGACUGUGCUCUUGGUAUCCGGCUA